Messenger RNA from Daucus carota subsp. sativus, 2409 nucleotides. RefSeq lists its product as uncharacterized. The transcript has 4 exons. The coding region runs from base 283 to 1734 and encodes 483 amino acids. Gene Ontology annotation, cellular component: cytosol. The record is from RefSeq and is a predicted model, not a curated record. Lineage: Eukaryota; Viridiplantae; Streptophyta; Magnoliopsida; Apiales; Apiaceae.
GCAUCACCUUAUUUCUUAACAUUAACAGGCGUAAAACUUGCAAAGAAGACCGUUGAAACGGAAGGAGCAAGUCACAAACUCAAAACUCCAUUGUGUAUUUGUGUGCUAAAAAGUAAAUAUAUAUUUCGUGGCAUCGAGGUUUCAUAGUUUCUGCUGGAGGUUGUCUACAAGGCGGCGAACAUUUGUGCAACUCUUGUUGCUUUCUUGGUGUAAAAGAAUUGAGUAAUUGGUGGUGCUGUAGCAUUUUCUGUUGAUUUCAACUCUACCUUCUUAAUUUCUGCCAUGAAUGAUUCUAAGUUGUCAAAACUCUCGAUUCCGCAAGAUAUCCUGCAGUCUUUGUUCCUUGCUUCAAAUUCAUCUACUUUAGAAAUAGCCUUGGAACGGCUCAUACAAGUUGCUAGAGAAACUAAUGGUCGCACACAACUUGCUGCCAAAAACAUCCUGACUAUAGUACUACAGCUCUGCCAAUGCGUUUCUGACCCUUCUUGUCGCCAAAUUCGUUUAUUGUCUCUAAAGCUCCUAAGAAACUUAUGCGCGGGAGAAAUAAUUAACCAGAACUCAUUUAUCGAACAAAAAGGUGUUGGAAUUGUAAGUUCUGUUAUAAUUUCUGCGAAUAGAUGUUCUUCAGAUCUUGAAAUGGUAAGAAUAGGAUUGCAGAUUCUUGGAAAUGUCUCAUUGGCUGGUAAAGAUCACCAGCAGGCUGUAUGGCAUGACAUCUUUACACCUGACAUCGUUGAGAUCGCACAAAUCCGAAACAGGGGGACAUGUGAUCCUUUGUGUAUGAUUUUCUAUACAUGCCUCGAAGGCAAUUCUGGAUAUGUUUCUGAUAUCUGUUCAGAUAAAGGGUUGCCUGUGCUUGUUGAGAUUAUUCGGACUGCAUCAGCAGUUGGCUCCGGAGAAGAUUGGUUUGAGUUGCUUCUUUCAAAAAUCUGCCUUGAAGAAUCUUACUUAUCACCGUUAUUCUCCAAAUUAUCUUUGUGUGAUGAUACUAAGUUGAAGUCUGAUGUUUUUGAACCUGAGCAAGCAUUUCUGUUGAGUAGCCUAUCAAAAAUCUUGAAUGAGCAAAUCAGUGAUAUCAGCAUAUUUGAUGAGUUUGCUUUAUCUGUUCUUGGAAUAUUUAGAAAAGCUGCCGGAGUUGUUCGGUUCACAUCAAGGGGAAACUCAGGUCUUCCAACUGGAUUUCCCAAUAUUGAUGUUCUUGGUUACUCUCUGACGAUAUUGAGAGAUAUCUGCGCCUGUGAUCCUAAUAAGGCUAAAUCUAUUGAUGUUGUUGAGUCUCUGCUAUCUACUGGAUUUCUAGAACUACUUCUUGAUCUGCUCUGUGAUCUUGAGCCUCCGGCAAUAAUUAGGAAAGCUGCUAGACAAGGUACGAUUAAUGAAGGGAUAUCUUCAGACUCGGGCAAGUGUUGCCCUUAUAAAGGUUUCCGUAGAGACAUUGUUGCAGUUGUUGGCAACUGUGCAUAUCGCAGGAAGCCCGUACAGGAUUGGAUUAGAGAGAAUAACAAGCUUCUAGUAUUGUUGCAACAGUGUGUCACCGACGAUGAUAAUCCAUUCCUGAGGGAGUGGGGAAUUUGGUCAAUGCGGAACUUACUGGAAGGGAAUGAAGAAAAUCAAAGGAAAGUAAGUGAAUUGGAGGUUCAAGGAUCUGUGGAUAUGCCUGAACUUGCUGGUCUUGGCCUCAGAGUUGAGGUCGAUCCAAAAACUCACUGUGCGAAGCUUGUUAAUGUCUCUUGAAUAUUGACUGCUUUGGGAAAACAAAUUUUCAUCCAUGAAAUUGACAGAUAUUUUUGCAGGGUUUGGUGCGAUUUUUUUAACGGAACUGAUGGAGUUGCUCAGCGCUCACCCCUCGAUUGAUUGUAAAUGCAUGUAGUAGUCAGGACGAAGUUGUGUCUUACAAUUAGUAUCUUCCAUUCAUGAUUCAACUGUAGAGGGCGUUUGGAAACGUGCAUUUCAUUCAAAUGAUGGAUUUCAUGAUGAUGACUGAAGACUGGGUUUGAAUUGUCAUUUCAAAUUCUUAGAUUUAUACUAAUAUUUGAAUGUCAUGGAUUUUAAAUGAAAUCCAAAUCCAUAUUCCCAAACAAGUUAUUUGUUCAAAUUCAAAAACAAAUGAAUCCCGGUUCUCAACGGGUCAUUAGUGAUUUUGCUAUAGAUUUUGCAUAGAAACUUCAAUGCCUAGAUAUGUUCAUGUGCUGGUCAAAUUUUGGCAAUGAAAUGGAGGGACACACAAAGCUGAAAGCAGCAGUUCUAAGGCUUUUGAUUUAUGAGAUGCUUCACUAGCAUAAGCCAAGAAAAAUAUGGUGGACAGACAACUCUUGAAAUACUUCAUAGAAUCAUAGGAACUAUAUGUGGUUUCUUAUUGAACGUGUUUGUUGGAUGAAAUCAUUCUUAAAUUUAUGCUUUGUUGUGAAA